This is a messenger RNA of Microplitis demolitor, 1172 nucleotides long. Its product is annotated as novel acetylcholine receptor chaperone. The transcript has 6 exons. Gene Ontology annotation, cellular component: endoplasmic reticulum. Bases 132 to 614 code for a protein of 160 amino acids. Lineage: Eukaryota; Metazoa; Arthropoda; Insecta; Hymenoptera; Braconidae. Gene Ontology annotation, biological process: chaperone-mediated protein complex assembly; positive regulation of protein localization to cell surface. The record is from RefSeq and is a predicted model, not a curated record.
CCUUCUUCCAGGAAAUUUUCGCCCCUUCAUUGAUUUCGUAGGUACUUAUUGGAAGUUGUUUGCAUUGUGUUUUGACGUGUAUUCUCUGUUGAACGCUGCUAAUUACAGAUAUUGACUGAAAAUUUUAUACUAUGGCUUCUAUUGUCCUCAAGUCUCUAUCAAUUCUUUUGGGAAUAUUUUUUAUCUUUGUUGGAACACUCAAAGUUACAUCUUAUCUUAGUAAGGAUCUUCACAAAGAUCUUCGAAAAGAAUACGUUAAGUAUGCAAAAGUAUUUCCACUUGCCGAAGUUCUCAACUUUAAAGUACCAAGUAAAUGGUAUCGAAGAGUUGUCGGAUCUCUAGAAAUCAUCUGUGGUCUGACAAUGGCAAUUAUUCCUAGUCUUCUAUUUUCAGGAAAAAUCAAGAAUACUUCUAAUGUCAUUUUACUAUGUUUGAUGUUGAUGGCUGUUUAUUCACAUCAUCGACUUGAUGACAAAUUGGAAAGAACUGCGCCAGCACUCGUAUUUUUAUUCAUGUUGACGGGUAGGCUAGUCAUUGAUUCUCAACUCAGUGAACAAUCAAAGGAAGUAGUUUCAGUAAAUGGAAUCGACGAAAAAACUAAAAAGCAAGAUUAAAAGCUGAUGUCCAGUGUUAUUUAUGAUAAGUAUAAAUAAUUGUAAGAAGUCUUAUUUAUUUAGUAAGAAGAUAAAUGUUUUUCUGUUCAUAAUAACUCAAAAUUAUUAUAAAAAAAGAAUCAGCUAUUCCAAAAUACUUCCCAACCUGUAAUGACUAGUUGUAUUGUUUUAUUACUAAUUUUAACAAUAGAUUUAUUAUAAAUUCAAAACUUCAACUACUUAUAAAGUUCACGAAAACGAUAAUACUUACUGUGGUGGCAAUGUCAGUGAUAUAUAGCUUCGACGUGUACUCACUCCAUAUUUUUAUAAUUUUUACUUAAGCUAAAUCAAGGUAAAUGAAAAAAAAAAAAAUUUCAUAAAAUAUAAAAAUAUUCGCAAUAAAAUUUACAAACGAAUUGUUCAUGAUUGAACAAAUAAAAAAAUAACGAUAAGCGUAAAUUUUCCAAUGACGGAGACGCGGAGCAAUUCUUUUUAUCUACUAUCCGUCAUCCACGUGUAUAAAAAUUGUACAAAAUAAAGAAUAGAAAAAUAAAUAAAAUUAUCAAUCACAAAAUACUA